AUGGCUAUGAUUAGUUAUGUUGUACACACAAAGAGGGAUCUAUUUUGGAAAAAGAAUGGUUUAAAGUAUGUUAGGGUUGAGUGUCUUGGAAAGGGUUGUGAUUUUCAUGUUAGUGCAGGGUGGGAAGAAAGAACAAGGUGUUUUCAGGUGAAGGCAAUCUUGUUGGAACAUAAAUGCAAUAAUCAAUUUACCUUAGGGAUAGUUAGUCAGAAAUGGUUGGAAUGGAAAUUUGAAGAAAAGGUGAGGCAAAAUCCAACUAUUGGUUAUUCAGAGUUGAGCAAAGACAUAAAAUCUGAAAUGAACUUGAAUGUUACUGUUAGUAUGUGUAGAAGGGCAAUAACAGGGAUAUUGAAGAACUUGGAUAUUGGGUAUGAAAGUCAGUUCAAAAGACUUAGGGAUUAUGCUCAAGAGUGCUUGAAUUCAAAUUUGGGUUCCACAGUGAAGAUACAUACAACCAGCACAGUGGAAAACUCACCAUUGGUGUUUCAGAGGAUAUAUGUGUGUUUUAAUGCCAUGAAGAAGGGUUUUGUAGAGGGUUGCAGGAGGUUUAUUGGACUAGAUGGAUGUUUUUUAAAAGGAAAACUGAAGGGUGAAAUACUGACUGCUGUGGGUAGAGAUGAGAACAAUCAAAUGUACCCAAUUGCUUGGGUUGUAGUAGAGAUUGAAAAUAACUCAUCAUGGAAAUGGUUUCUGGAACUUUUAAAGUCAGAUUUGGGAAUUCUGGAUAACACUCAAUGGACCUUAAUGAGUGAUCAACAGAAGGGGUUAGCUAAUGUCAUACAGGAGCUAUUUCCUGGAGUUGAGCAUAGAAAUUGUGCAAGGCAUGUCCAUGCCAACUGGAGUAAGAAUCACAGAGGGAAGGUACUGAAGGCUCACUUUUGGCAGAUUGCAAAGACACCUACUCAAGAACUACUUGCAGAGAAGUUGAAAGCUUUGGAAAAGGUUGAUGCUACAGCACUUCAUGAUCUUAACAAGUAUCCAAUGCAGUUCUGGUGCAAAGCAUUCUUCAAAGAAGAAGUUAAAUGUGACUUGGUGGACAACAAUCUUAGUGAGGCAAGGUCCAAAAACAUUAUUCCAAUGCUAGAAGAUAUAAGACUUUUUGUGAUGAAGAGGGUUGCAAAGAAGAAAGCAUUUGCUGAAAGAUGGAAUGGGACUUAUGGGCCAUGUGUGAUGAAGAAAUUGAAUGAGAACAUACUUGGCAGUGCUAGUUGGGAGGUUAUCUACAAUGGAGCUGAUGGAUAUGAGACUUAUGAGCAUGCAAUAGAGCCAAUGAAUGGAGAAAUGUUUUGGCCAAGAACUCAAGGAGAUGAGAUACAUGCCCCAGUGCCAAGGAAGAUGACUGGUAGGCCCAAGAAAAAAAGAAAUCUUGAAGAUGAUGAAAAAAACAAGGAUAAAAACAUAUUGAGUUUACAGGUUAGAAAGCUAUCAAGGAAAGGAAGAAUAAUGACCUGUCAACUGUGCAAGGGGAAGGGGCAUAACCAGAGAUUUUGUCCUACCCAACAAGGACAAUCUGGUACUUCUACUGGUGUUAGAGGAAGAGGAAGGGCUCCUACUGGUGUUAGAGGAAGAGGAAGAUUGCACACAACAUUGAAGAGUUAG
Ipomoea nil (Japanese morning glory) is the source of this 1599-nucleotide messenger RNA. RefSeq lists its product as uncharacterized. Bases 1 to 1599 code for a protein of 532 amino acids. The transcript has 4 exons. Lineage: Eukaryota; Viridiplantae; Streptophyta; Magnoliopsida; Solanales; Convolvulaceae. The record is from RefSeq and is a predicted model, not a curated record.